Molecule: messenger RNA, 1203 nt
Organism: Babesia bovis T2Bo
Lineage: Eukaryota; Apicomplexa; Aconoidasida; Piroplasmida; Babesiidae
Product: putative ER lumen protein-retaining receptor
Exons: 1
Coding region: 183-854 (223 amino acids)
Biological process (GO): endoplasmic reticulum to Golgi vesicle-mediated transport; protein retention in ER lumen
Cellular component (GO): membrane; endoplasmic reticulum; cis-Golgi network
Molecular function (GO): ER lumen protein retrieval receptor activity
Source: RefSeq, a predicted model, not a curated record
AGUUAGCAGCGCCUCGUCGUUACGUGUGCGAAAAGGCUCUGUGAAAGAAUCCAGGGCUAUUUAAGCAAUUUUCGUGGUUACGUAUACAGGUUUUAUUUCCAUCCUUUCGCGGGAUACUCGACCUCUUCAUCUUGAGGAGCGUCCUUCUUGUUUAUUUCUAGUAUUCCGUUUAUGUAGGCGCGAUGUCUAUGAACGCAUUUCGUCUUGCGGGUGACUUCUGUCACCUUGCGAGUUUGGUAAUUCUCAUCCUUAAGUUGAAGUUGUCUAAGAACUGUUUAGGUAUAUCAUGCCGGAUGCAGGAGCUUUACUUCCUCGUUUUUGCUUUCCGGUACCUCGAUUUAUUUGUUUACUACAUCAGUCUUUACAAUACUGUUAUGAAGUUGUUAUUCUUGUUGACUACGGCUUAUACUAUAUAUCUAAUUCGGUUCUGUCCACCUAUCUCUCAGACUUACAACCGCAAGAUUGAUCGCUUUCCUUAUGAGAAGUACCUUUUGGCACCCGUCAUCCUAUUGACUAUGUUUACUACCAGCCGGUACACAUUUUUGGAUAUAACAUGGACUUUUUCUAUUUGGUUGGAGAGUGUUGCCAUAUUGCCGCAGUUGACUAUGCUUUAUCAGCAACGUGAGGUGGAGAACAUCACUUCCCACUAUGUGGCUACUAUGGGUUUAUAUCGUGCUCUAUAUCUUUUGAAUUGGGUAUAUCGCUAUUUGGCUGAGACACCUCCAUACAUUUGUGGCAUUUGCUGGGUUGCUGGUAUUGUACAAACUAUGUUGUACGCUGAUUUCUUCUACUACUUUGCUAAGUCUAAGUGGUACGGCAAGCGUUUGGUAUUGCCUUUUACUGGUGAUGUAUAGAUUUAAUCGAUGUCAAUAUGUCGAGAGGUCGGCGUCUGUUGCCGACUUAUUCUUGACUAAUGGCCUUGACAGCCGUGAGCUGCGUUAUAUCUAUACGCGCUGGAAUAGACCUACUUGCACACCAGGCAGAAUACUCGAUACCUUCCUUUAUCGUCUUUUUCGGAGCAAUGCACUGCGGUGUAUCUGGUAGGUUUUGCAUCGAACUAACCGGCAAAGCAGCAUGGGCAUAGGAAUGCAAUGUCCACUGUUCUGUAAUGGCAGUAACAUACUGCUCUAUUGCUGAAAUCGAACGGCAGUUGUGUUGACAGCUGUUCUGAUAUAUCCACUGAAGGCAGGAACCAAAACUGUU